AAAAAAUUUAAAUCUUUUUUAAUAUUAUGGCUCACAGAAUUCAAGAAAAUGCAGGAAUGAUCAAUGAUGAAAAAUAGGUUGUUGAUAUUUAUGUUCCAAGAAAGUGCUAAUAUACUAAUAUGAUUCUUAAUAGCAGUGAUUACUCAAGUGUAUAAAUUAAUGUUGGAUAAGUAAUGAUUGUUAAUAACAAUUAAGGUUGAUGAGAAUGGAGUUUACAAUAAAAAGAAUAGCACAGUGAUCUUGGCUGGAUAUUUGAGAUAAAAGGGAUAAAGUGCUUCUGCUUUAGAGGCAAUUCUUAGACAAAGAGGAGUAUUACCAUUUACAUAAUGAGACAUAUAUGAUUUAUGAAUAUAUAGUACAUUAAUAGAUUAU
Paramecium primaurelia is the source of this 372-nucleotide messenger RNA. Lineage: Eukaryota; Ciliophora; Oligohymenophorea; Peniculida; Parameciidae. The record is from the annotation of a GenBank genome assembly.